AUUGACGGAUAGAAUACACCCCAGUUGUUGGUAAGAACGUUUCGGUUCCCAUCGAUAUCACAGCAAUAAUUUUAAAGGAUCUCGGGAGUUGACGCCGGAGGAAUUGCAACGAGCUAGGGAAGUCUUUUAGGACCGCAGUCACAAGCCAUGUUCCAUUUUAGAGACUAGGAUAGGGUAUAUUUUAAGAGAUACCAGUUCUACAAGCCAUAAUUAAGACACUUGUUUUACGGUUUAACAUAAGGCCACAGUGUUUCACAACUUUUACAACGCAGAAUGCCUGUGAAAGGAGGCGGAAGAGUGGCUGUGUAUCCAGGCAAGGGCGAACAUUUCGGAAGCUCAGGAAUGGAGGAGACUGUUUGGGAGCAGUACACUGUGAACCUACAGAGGGACUCCAAGAUGGGGUUUGGUAUCGCUGUGUCGGGGGGGCGGGACAACCCCAACGUGGAGAAUGGCGAGAUGUCAAUCAUCGUGUCAGAUGUCUUGCAGGGAGGACCAGCUGAUGGACUACUGUUUGAAAAUGACCGUGUGAUCCAAGUCAACUCCAUCCUCAUGGACAACGUGCCUCAUUCCUUCGCUGUGCAGCAGCUACGCAAAUGUGGGAAGACCGCCAAGAUAACGGUGAAGAGACCUCGGAAGGUGGCUCUCCACUCCCUGAAACACCCUCCCUCCCCUGGUGCCGAGAGUCGAGACUUCGGCUCCACCCGCUACUACGAUGCCGAUGACAACCAGAGCGACGGUGGCUGGCAUCGUGGCAAUGGUGGUCCUGGUUACAACCGCGAGCCUCGCGACCUCACCCCCGACAACAAGAGCUACCUGGACCCCAACUACGGCAGCCGUGGUAACCGGGGGAGAAGCCGGGGGAGGAGCAAAGAGAGGGCGUCGCCAAGCCCAGAGCCUCACCACGACAACAGCAGUGGGCGGGCCUUGGACCGGGAGCCGCCCAGUCCAGAGAGGCCACAGUAUUCACGGGAACGCAGCCGGGGGAGGAGCAUGGACCGGGAGAGACGAGGGGGAGGAGGAAGUCCAGGUGGGAGGAGCUACAGCCGGGGAGACAGCUAUGAGCGAGGAGGGGGGAGGUACGGGGAUGGGGGAGGUACCGGGGGGAGGAUGGUGAAGAGUAAAAGUAGAGACAACCUCCGUGAGCCGCCCCGUUCGCCCUCUCCUGACCUCCCCCGAGGAGGAGCUGGAGACCUGGAACCCCUGGAGAAACCUGUUAACGUCCUGCUGGUCAAGAACAGACCCAACGAAGAGUAUGGUCUGCGUCUGGGCAGUCAGAUAUUCAUCAAGGAGAUGACCAGUACAGGACUGGCUGCCAAGGACGGAAACCUACAGGAGGGAGAUAUUAUCCUCAAGAUCAAUGGGACAGUAACAGAGAACCUGUCUCUGAACGAUGCAGGGAAGCUCAUAGAGAAGUCUAGAGGAAAACUCCAACUGGUCGUCCAGAGAGACCGCCGCCAGAUCCUCAUCCGUAUCCCUCCCCUCGUAGACUCCGACUCCGAACCUGAUGAUAUCUCAGAGAUGGAGUCCUACUCCCCACAGGAGGACCGUAGAUCUCGCCAGUCGGACCUAUCUUCCCACUCCUCCAACGAGAGAGAGAACCCCAGACCUCUAACUAGCCUGGAAGACUCUCCCAGGGUAGCCAAGAUGUCUGCCAUGGCCUCGCCCUUUAGGGUGCCCCCCCUACAGGACCCAAACGCCCCGGGCCCUGUCAUACUGACCUCAGAGGGGCUGCCACGCCUCGACGAGCAACCAGCGUCAGCAAAGAUUACUCCUAAGAUUCUGCUACGCCCCAGCCCAGAGGAUGAAGAGCUCUAUGGCGCUAACACAGUGAUGGUGAGUUUCCAGAAGGGGGACAGUGUGGGCCUGAGGCUGGCGGGGGGUAACGAUGUGGGCAUCUUCAUCGCUGGCAUCCAGGAGGGUAGUCCUGCCGAGGAGGAGGGGCUACGCACAGGAGACCAAAUCAUGAAGGUGAAUAGCGUUGACUUCCGAGGCAUCGUGAGAGAAGAGGCUGUUCUGUUCCUGUUGGAGAUUCCUAAAGGAGAGGACGUCACCAUACUGGCCCAGAGUAAACCUGAUGUCUACAAUGACAUCCUGGUAUCUGGUCGUGGGGACUCGUUCUUUAUCAGGACUCAUUUUGAGUAUGAGCGGGAGGCUCCCCAGAGCCUGGCCUUCUCCAGAGGGGAGAUCUUCAAAGUGGUGGACACUCUCUACGAUGGCAAGCUGGGCAACUGGCUGGCCAUCCGCACUGGCAAGGACAAACAGCUGCUGGAGAAAGGCAUCAUCCCCAAUAAGAGCAGGGCUGAUCAGAUGGCGAGCGUACAGAACUCCCAUAAGGCUGCUGGCACGGACCGCGCCGACUUCUGGCGUCUGAGAGGUCAAAGGGCAGCCAAGAGGAAGGAGCUGAGGAAGAGCAGAGAGGAUGUCAGCGCUACGCCCAUCGCCACACGCUUCCCUGCGUACGAGAGAGUCGUGCUCAGAGAGGCUGGUUUCAGACGUCCUGUGGUUCUGUUUGGUCCUAUAGCUGAUGCAGCCAAUGACAAGCUAGCCAACGAGCUGCCUGACCUGUUUGUCAUCGCCAAAACGGAGCCUAAAGAUGCCGGGUCGGAGAAGUCCUCAGGAGUGGUGAGACUUAACACCAUCCGCCAGAUCAUCGAGCAGGACAAGCAUGCCCUGCUGGAUGUGACUCCCAAGGCGGUGGACACUCUGAACUACACCCAGUGGUACCCCAUCGUCAUCUUCUUCAACCCAGACAGUAAACCAGGGGUUAAGGCCAUGAGGCAGAGGGUGAUACCUGGUUCCAACCGCAGCGCUAGGAAACUAUAUGAACAGGCUGUCAAACUGAGGAAGACCUGUUCUCACCUAUUCACUGCUACUAUUGAUGUGAACUCGGCCAACGAUGCGUGGUAUGGCAGUGUGAAGGACUCUAUCAGGGAGCAGCAGACUCAGGCUGUAUGGGUGUCUGAGGGGAAGCUGGACUGGACGGAGAUGGACCUUGAUCUCCAUGACGACCGCAUGUCAUACCUGUCAGCCAUGUCAGCCGACUACCUGAGCAUGGACAGCCGAUUGGCCAGCGACUACGAUGACACGGCGGAUGAGGGUGGGGCUUACACGGAUAACGAGCUGGACAACGAGCCGGCUGACCAACUGCACGUGUCCGCUAUCAGCCGCUCCUCUGAGCCCGUGCUGGCAGAGGAGAUCCUGCGCAGGUGUAGUCCAGAGAUCCGUGGUCGUGUCAGGAGGGUGGGCAGCAGGGAGGUGCUCAGCAGCGCCAGCCCACCCCCCGCGUUUGUACCUGACCCCCCCAAGGUAAAGCUGCUGUUCAGGGAUGAGGUAGUCCCUCCCAUAGGGUCAUACGAGCCCCCCCCCAGCCGAGGCUACGACUCCCACUCCUCCAGCCCUGCCAGCGACCCCCCUCCUCUCCCUCGCACCCUUAACUCAUUUGGCAAGGCCAAGCCACUGGCACCUCCCCCCAUCGCUGUCAAACCUUCCUAUAAUACCCAGGACACCACCCGCAGCACGGCCCCAAACACAGCGGCCUUUAGGGGCCCGGAGGAGCCAGGGGACAGCCCUGAGGACCCCAGCCUCAAGUCGUUCCUGGGGAAGAUCAAGGCCUUUGAGAAGAUGGACCACUUUGCACGCACUCAGAGGAUGCUGGAACUGCAGGAGGCCCAGAACGCCAGGUUGGAGAUAGCUCAGAAGCACCCAGACAUCUAUGCUGUCCCUGUGAAGACCCAGAAACUGGAUCACAGCCGGCCUCAGCCUAUAGGUUCCAGCUCGCGUCCUGAGCCCCAGACCCCUCCCUCCAAGCUGCCAUACUCUGAGAGUUGUGGGUUCUACCCCAGCGAAGAGGAAGAGGAAGAGUACCGACGCCAGCUGGCAGACCACACCAAGAGAGGCUACUACCAGACCAACAACCAGAAAUACCAGGACACAGAACUUUAGACUAUGCUACCAACAGCCAUAAAAUACCAGGACACUGAAUGAAGUGUAGCACUACUACGUGCCCACCUACCUACCCUACCACACCCACCUACCUACCCUACCACACUAAACUGUAGUGCCCCUUCUCUCCUGGACCCCCGACUACCCUUAACACCCUAAAGUAACAAGACACAGGGCUGGUUGACAGAGACACCCACACACUGCUGAGCCUUGCUCUGAUUGACUCAGUUCAGCGCACACAAACGCACACUCUCAAUUCCACUGGGACUCUGCCCCCCUCCCUUGACCCUGCACCAAUACGCUGCUGACUCGGAAGCUGGCCAGUUUUAAGUUUUUCUUAAAACCGCUUUUUUGCUUCAAAAAGUGGAUAGUUACCUCACUGUCUUUGUUAUUAUUCUUGUUUAAUUUCUAUUUGCUUGUUUGGUUGAGUUAGUUUUUGUUACACCGAUCUGUGUUAUUGUUACACCAAUCUGUGUUAUUGUUACAUCGAUCUGUGUUAUUGUUACACCGAUCUGUGUUAUUGUUACAUCGAUCUGUGUUAUUGUUACACCGAUCUGUGUUACUGUUACACCGAUCUGUGUUACUGUUAUACCGAUCUGUGUUACUGUUAUACCGAUCUGUGUUACUGUUAUACCGAUCUGUGUUACUGUUACACCGAUCUGUGUUACUGUUACACCGAUCUGUGUUAUUGUUACACCGAUCUGUGUUAUUGUUACACCGAUAUGUGUUAUUGUUAUACCGAUCUGUGUUAUUGUUACACCGAUCUGUGUUACUGUUACACCGAUCUGUGUUAUUGUUAUGAUCCAUUUAAUCAGGAUGUUAUUUCUUGCCUAUGCAACUCCUUCAGUUUGCUGCCUGCAGAGCAACUGAAACCUAUUACCACGAGUCCCUCUCUGCACUCCACAAGAACCUUAAACCUUACGAGUCCUCCAAGCUGUAUCUUCUUCUCGUUACUCCUUUCCUUUUGUACUAUAUCCAACAUUAUAACCAGCUGUCUCCAAACUAUUUUAAAAGGUCACAUAUAUAUUAUUAUAUAUACAAUGUCUGGUGUUUAUACUCCUCCAUCUUUGCAUUCCUUCCUAUAUGAUCGUGUGUGUGUGUGUGUGUGUGUGUGUGUGUAUACAUACUAUAUAUAUAUAUGAGAGAGAUCGAGAGAGCGAACGAAAGAGGCAAUAUAUUAUAUAUACAAUACACUGGAAUGUAAGAUUUUUUUAAGUGCCUUUUACUUUAUGAAUAACAUAAUGAGGUUUGGGGACAUCUGACCAUGCAUGGCACCCCUGUCCCCUGGACCACACCACUCUGCUGCUCUCAAGCUUUUAGGGAAAACAGGGAACAAGAGACACCAAAACCUUAAUACUGUCCCCACUGUACCGUCCCUCCAUCCGUCCCUUUGUCCUCCACAACGAUAAUAUCCGUGACCAGUCCUGUCCCCCAGAGACAUGUUCAACAUGGGAACAGCAUUUAAUCAAAACCGCCUCCUGAGUGGCGCAGCGGUCUAAGGUACUGCAUCGCAGUGCUAGAGGCGUCACUACAGACCCGGGUUCGAUUCCAGGCUGUGUCGCAGCCUGCCGCGACUGGGAAACCCAUGAGACGGCGCACAUUGGCCUAGUGUCGUCCGGGUUAGGGGAGGGUUUGGCUGGCCGGGAUGUCCUUGUCCCAUCUUGCUCUAGCGACUCCUGGUGGCGGGCCGGGCGCAUGCAUGCUCACUUCGGGUCGCCAGUUUGUACGGCUGGCUUCCGGGUUAAGCGAGGAGUGUGUCAAGAAGCAGUGCGGUUCGGAGGUCGCAUGGCUCUCGACCUUCUCAACCUCUGUACGGGAGUUGCAGCAAUGGGACAAGACUGUAACUACUAAUUGGACAUCACGAAAUUGGGGGGGAAUGUUUUCCGAGUUUCCUGGGUAUGAUAAAAUGUAUGAGAAUAAAUUCAAUGUGCGGAAACAAAAAGAAACUGAUCAGUAAUAUAACUCAAACAUGAUCUUUCAAAAGAGGAAGGUCAUUUUUGUUUUAUUAACCACGGAAACCUGGAUAACGGUUUUGAUUGAAUAGCAACCCAGAUCAGGUGGUUUCAGAGAGGAGGUUUGAUGUAGGAGACGUGUGAUUGGUUGAUAUGUAUGUCAGUCAUUUCUGUUGUGGAGUCUGUCAUGUCGGCUGUCGUCGUCUCUGUUACACUGUUGAUGUGUUUCUACAUGUUAUUACAUGCUUGAUUGUAUCUCAGUUCACACUAUACCUCCAGUGGGUUAUAAGUGCUUAUGAUUGAACACACAGUAUUAAAGAGAGAGAAACAGAGAGAGAGAGAAACAGAUAGAGAGAGGAAUGACUGGACAAUGUCUGCUUUGGGUCUUUCAUGUAGUUUUAUCUUACAACACCAAAUAAAAGAAAGUCUUUCAUUGACCGAG
This is a messenger RNA of Oncorhynchus mykiss (rainbow trout), 6336 nucleotides long. Its product is annotated as tight junction protein 2. The record is from RefSeq and is a predicted model, not a curated record. Gene Ontology annotation, biological process: cell-cell adhesion; establishment of endothelial intestinal barrier; protein localization to cell-cell junction. Gene Ontology annotation, cellular component: plasma membrane; bicellular tight junction. NCBI's taxonomy places the organism in Eukaryota, Metazoa, Chordata, Actinopteri, Salmoniformes, Salmonidae. Gene Ontology annotation, molecular function: cell adhesion molecule binding.